AAAACCAUCAGCUGUUUUAAAAGUCUAUCAAUUAGUGUAAGUUACAUAGACAUGGGCGGACGUAACUCGUGGGGUUGUGGCAAAGUUUAUAUAUAAGAGAAGGAAUAUAAAUGAUAAUGGUCCAUUAGGUUCGGCAAGCUGCAGUUGGUUGCACCCAGAAAGACAGUUUAGUAUUAAAAAUUUAGUAGUUUGACACUAGCUUUGUACUGUGAUAGAUAGCGAAGUGUGUUUUUUUUCAUUAAAAAUAAUUAGGAUUACAAUGUAGUUGUAACCUGGUUUGCAAUAAGGAGCAAUCGACAAACCGCACCAUCAUAAGACGCUCACCAUAGAUGCAGCAAUGGGGACACAAGUAAGUGUUAAAAUCAAUAAACAUUUUAAACGAGAUGUCAAUAUUUGUUCGUCGCUAAUCUUUUGUUUUUUUUUCCAGCUGUGGUGUUUUAUAGCAUCAAUUUUCUUGGUACUGGUAGAGACUGAGCCACGUGAAGUUGUUACUGAAUCAUUCUAUGAGAGACAGUUUUCAUCUCCAGCGCCCUUACCACUACCAUCUACCCCACCUGAUUCGACUGGAUUGAAAGAAGUUGUAUUAUUCCUGACUCCAGAACAAGUGCAGACACUACAAGCGGCUGGAGCCCUAGUGAGGCCAUUCCCUGAGCUACUUACUGGAUACCCUAAGAUACAAGACCAGUCUCCGCGAAAUAUUAAUUUGAAUUUGAAAAUUCAAAAUGUAUCCGUGGUGCCUACAGAUGCUCCGACACCGAAAAAGUCUAACCCCGGGCUAGACAGCUACUACAUGCUCUUCAACAUACAAGAGAUUAAUGAUGACCUUGCUCUACUCCCACAGACAGUGGAAGUAAAACCAAAAGUACAAACAACCACACCGCGUUAUAAAUAUACGAAAACAAGAAACAGAAAUAAGGACAAAGAAUACUAUGCUACUUCGAGUGGGAAAAAAUCUAACCGAACUAAAACUGUUAUCCAGAAUUCUAACUCGGAAUACGUUCGAUUCCUUCCAAAUUACGAGAAAAAUAAUGAUUUGAAAAUGUUGCCCUAUAAUGCGUUACCUAUAAUUCCAUACCACGGUGACUCCAACCCAACAAAGGCAUUUAUUCAAUCAAAUAGCAGAGGUCGAACAAAUGGACGUAACUCAGCGCAAUCGAUUUCAACUGAAAGGAGUUCAACAUUAAAGCCAUCGAUAAUUUCAACCCAAACUGCAAAAAAUGAAGUUACGAAAUCGAUACCUCUUGUAAAAGCUACUGCUCCUCCUUUACUACUACGCACGCCAGUGGCACCUCAGCGAUCGUCAAGCUCAAGACCCAAUGAAUUUAGAGAAACCCUUACUUCCUUAGACAAAUUGCCGCCUUCAAAGAAGCAACAGAUCAAAAUUGAAACAUCACUCCAAGCUCCUGUUCCCGUACCCAAAAUAAGGCCAAGUGAAGACCAACUCUCACGUCUAUUGGCACCUCUUUAUCAACAUCAAGUUAUCACAGAAGCCAUAUCUGAACAAAAUGAAAAAUCAUUUAUCGAAGAGGGAAUAGUUCAAGUAAAACUACCAACAUCUUCCCAAUACCAAAUUAGUACUGAAGCAACAUCUCAACAGAAAGAAAAAAUAUUAAGUGAUGAGGGGAAAGUUGAAACCAAACCACCAUCACCACCGCGUUAUCAAUACCAAGUUAGACCUGACGCUACAUCAAAACAAGACGAAAAAUCAUUUAGACAAGAAGUAAAAGCUAAAAUAAAACCACCACCUUGGUAUCAAGUUAGUACCGAAACUAUAUUUCAACAGAAAGAAAAAUUGUUGAGUGAAGAGGUGACAGCUACAAUAAAACCACAACAAAUAACAGACACACCCCAAACCCAACUAGAUGAUGUUAAACCUACAACUGAAGGUGUAAAACUUACUACCUAUUUGGGGAAAACAAACGCAUUAUUAGAAGUUGAAGAUGUUACUUUACCGGCAGUGGAUUUCAUAAAAAUUCCAAAGUCCGAAGCUUCAAGAAACCCAAAAAAUCAAGAUAUUAGUUACGCUGUUAGAGAGGAAAUUCCAAAUCCUGCAUUUUCAAUACCUUCAUCAGUCUUAGUGCGUUCAGAACCAUUCGACCUACCCUCACUGUAUCCAGUGACUUUGGAUAUAACGAGAGCUGUUGAACCACAAGUGAGUCGUCCUCUAUCAUUAGACAUUACUCGGGCAAUACCAAUUCCUGUAUCAAAGCCGUUUAGAGUGGAAAUGAAGGAUGCUCUGCCAAUACCCGUAGAACAACGAGUCCCGCCUGUAAUAGGAAAUGUCUUUCUUAAAGAACAAACACCAAUUUUGAUGACACAGGCAAUUCCUGUGGCUCUUAGGCAAAAUGUUCCAGAAACGAUUCCUAUACAGGUGCUAGAUAAACAAAUUAUAAUUCGUCCCAUUUGGGACCAUUGAGAUAAAUGUUAUAGUAUCGUAUUAUAUACGCAAGUGCAAUAUUUAUACCAAUUGUUAAGUUUAAAUAAUUUAAGAUGUUAUUUUAAUUAUUAAUUGUUUUGUACUGUAUUUUUUUUACAAAAUAAACUUUUGUGUGAUCUCUAGAAACAUG
Trichoplusia ni (cabbage looper) is the source of this 2567-nucleotide messenger RNA. RefSeq lists its product as uncharacterized. Bases 338 to 2416 code for a protein of 692 amino acids. Lineage: Eukaryota; Metazoa; Arthropoda; Insecta; Lepidoptera; Noctuidae. The record is from RefSeq and is a predicted model, not a curated record. The transcript is spliced from 2 exons.